Molecule: messenger RNA, 3510 nt
Organism: Anas platyrhynchos (mallard)
Lineage: Eukaryota; Metazoa; Chordata; Aves; Anseriformes; Anatidae
Gene: SMPDL3A
Product: sphingomyelin phosphodiesterase acid like 3A
Biological process (GO): sphingomyelin catabolic process
Molecular function (GO): sphingomyelin phosphodiesterase activity
Source: RefSeq, a predicted model, not a curated record
CCCCUUUCCUCCCCUCCCGGCCGGGGCGGUCCCGCGAGCAGCCGUCGGCGGGCAGGGCCCUCCCGGCACCGCCAACAUGGAGCCGCCGGGGGGACGCGCAGCCCGCCUGGCCCUCGGCCUGGCGCUGCUCUGCUCCGCGCUGCGAGCGGCCGAGGCGGCGCCGGCCGGCCCGGGGCCCCAAUCUCGCUGUGGGACAGUUCUGGCAUGUAUCUGAUCUGCAUUUAGAUCCAACUUACCACAUCACCCCUGAUCGCACCAAAGUUUGUUCUUCUUCCAAAGGAGCCAAUGCCUCUAACCCAGGCCCUUUUGGAGACUUUUUGUGUGAUUCUCCAUAUCAACUUAUUUUGUCAGCAUUUACAUUCAUGAAGGAUUCAAGGCAGCAGGCGUCAUUCAUGAUUUGGACUGGAGAUAGCCCUCCACAUGUUCCAGUGAAAGAACUCUCGACAAAACUCGUCAUUAACAUCAUUGGUAAUAUGAGUUCUACAAUUCAAAGUUUCUUUCCAGAUCUUCAGGUUUUCCCAGCCUUGGGAAAUCAUGAUUACUGGCCACAGGAUCAGCUUCCUGUAACCACCAGUGAAGUUUACAAUGCUGUAGCAGAUUUCUGGAAGCCUUGGCUAACUGAUGAAGCAAUCAGUACCUUCAGAAAAGGUGGCUUCUACACACAGCUGUUUGAAUCAAGCGUUGGCUCUCAACCACUCAGGAUAAUCAGUUUGAACACAAACUUAUAUUACAGCCCAAAUAGCGUGACUGUGAAUAUCACAGACCCAGCCAACCAGUUGGCCUGGCUGGAGGGAAUAUUGGAAGCGUCUUCACAAAAGCAGGAAAAGGUGUAUAUAAUAGGACAUGUACCAGUAGGAUACUUGCCAUAUGCGAGGAAUACUACAGCUAUCAGGGAGUAUUACAAUGAGAGACUAGUGAAGAUUUUUCGCAAAUACAGUAGUGUUAUUGCUGGGCAGUUUUUUGGCCACACACAUAGAGAUAGUAUCAUGGUCCUCCUGGAUGAAGAAGAAAAGCCAGUAAAUUCCUUGUUUGUGGCACCUGCUGUAACCCCAGUGAAGAAUGUAUGGCAAAUGGAGUCCAAUAACCCGGGUGUCAGAUUCUAUCAAUAUGAUCUUCUCGAUUAUAGCUUGCUGGAUCUUUGGCAGUUUUACUUGGAUCUCAGAGACGCCAACAAGAAAAAUGAAUCGGACUGGAAAUUAGAAUACAUCCUGACUAAAGCUUAUGGUAUUGAAGACUUGAAGCCCGAAAGCUUAUAUGAAAUGGCCAAGCAGUUGUCUGUGCCACACAGCAAGCUGUUUGAGCAGUAUUACAAUAACUUCAUUGUGAGUUAUGACAAAACCAUUGUCUGUGAAGAGGGGUGCAAGACCUGCCAAAUAUGUGCAAUGCAAUAUCUGGAUUAUUCCUCAUACACAGAUUGUAUCAAUCAGGAAGCAAUGUGGAGAUGAGAAGUCUCUACUACAAUGUAUGUUAAUAUUAACUUGAGCCUUUGAUUUAAAAAAUCUGAUCAUCCUCUUGCUCAAGCACUGACAUGCUGCCAGGGAACCUGUGGGACUUGCCUGAAUUUCAGGGGAAUAAUAAAUCUCCCUAGAUUUUUCUUCCUUUAAGCAUAUUUUCCUUCCACAUCUAAAUAAAAGUUUAUUGGCUGUGUAAUAGUGGCCAGAUAUUUUGCUGUUGUUUCAAGUGUACUGUGCCCCCCUGUAACAGGCAUCAGAAUGUAUGAGAAAAGAAGUUACUCAGUUCUUUGGAAAUCCAAGUCUCUUAUCAGGGUGUAUAAAUGUAGGCAAUGCCAUUUCAGGCAUGGGAAUUGUAUGGGAGUGGAUUUCAGCCAUCCGCUGCUGUGAUUUACAAAGUGAAGCCUGUAGAACCUCUGUUUGCUGAGGCUGGAGUGCAGUUACCUUGUUGAUGUGAUGCCAGUAUUGGGCAUCUCUGUCCCUGUGCUGAGUUUCCUUUUCUUUCUUAUCCUCUUAAAUUCACCUCUGUUCAGGGGCAUAUUUUAAUGACAGCAUGAAUGUGAUAAUGGAUCACAAACCUCCAACCUGAAAAUACUUGAAAGUACUCAGUACACCUGAGUGUACUUUGUGAUUAUCCAUCACCAAGUGCUUCUUUCCUAUGAUAGGCCUGUGUUUAUUGGUGCUGCUAUCAAGCAGUCAGCUGGCAUGAGAUUUUGCAGCAGACUACAAAUCAGGUUUAAAUUAAUCAACAUCAAUAAUUAGACAUAGCUAAUGUGCAAUACAGGCAAACAUGCACUAACCAUGGUAUGUCUUGGGUUUCUCAGGUUUCUGUGUUUCACAGAGCAGUUGGGCACUUAAUGCAAAGCUUAUCACAUGUAUCAAUUUACAAGUGCACAAACCACUUCUUGGGACUGUGUGCACAAAAUGAUAUGUCAAGAGGGCAAUUUGUCUAGUGCAUACAACCAAGAAAGAUCUUUACUAUUUUCCUGUCUCAUCAAGAGUCAUACUUUUAGAAACUUUGGUCAAUAUAAUAUCAUACAGACUCUAUUGUAGAAAAUAUAACUCCGGAGUAACUAGACUGUGGCAGUGGUUGAGACAAAUCCAGUUGCAAACUGUUUAUUUUCAUGAGAUUAAAGUCUUUAUUUUAGCUGUUGAGGAAUUUUCUGGUUUUGUUUCCAUCCAAGCUUGAAAUACUUGGAAAAUCUGUCCCCAUAUAUUUCACUAAGUCUAUAGUGUUCAUAAUUGUAGAUGCAGAUACUUCAGAUUUGUCACGCAUCAGUCAUCGGCAGAGGAAAUGGCUGGUUUGGUAAAUUUGCAUUCAGAAGCAAAUCCUCCUGUGGCAACUGUGUUUAGAAAUGCCAUUAAUGAUGCAUAACAGGUAGUUGUACUGUAUUUUCAAUUUUGUUCUCGGAGAAGGUACAUGGGCAUGUAAACUUUUUAGAGACAUCUAUUCUGGCUAAUCUUGGAUGUAUCUGGAUAUGUAAAUAGUGUGAGUUAACAUGGGUUCCAUGCAGACUGUCACUGUGAGGAAGUACAAGAAAGUUUCAGUAGUAUAUGUUGAUGAUUCACUCUUUGUUGGAUGUGUUUAUUGUUUGUUUUUCUCAUGGUUUGGUUCAUUAAAAAAAGCCUGUGUUACCAGUGUCACUUCUCCAAGGGCAAGCAAAGUAACAGAUGGAUAGCAUACAGACAAUUACAGUUGAUUUUGCUUCAAUUUGCCAGAUGGGUUUUGUUCAAUUCAGUUUUGUGCUUUGAACAACUUUCUCUUACUGGUUUGUUUUUGUGAUUUCUCUGACUUAUGUUUAAACUUAAUACCUACAAACCAUCCUGGAAAAGUGCAGUAAGAAUUACCUAGUUACAUACUCCCACUAAAGAUAUUUUUAUUGCUGAAUCUUAGGGAGAACUGAACCAUGUAGCAGAUUAGUUACAGAGCUCUGGUAUGCUGUUUAUGAGUUCUUGGGCUUCUUGCUUCCUAUACUAUUUUUUAUCUCUGUAUAUGUCUGUAACUAUUAUUUAGUGAGCUUAAAAAAAUAAAUGCCUACAAAUAUCUAUUAGCAAUCUA